AUGCAGAAGAAGAAUGCUAUUGAUUUCGUGCUAUUGAUAUUAUCCGACCAAUCCAUAUUCUUAUCUGAUCAUCGACUUGUUAUGGCUAAGAUUCUCUGUCUUCUCCGCAACUCACAUCGCCUUGUUUCCAAUAGUGUUUUUGACAAUUACGAAGACUUGAAAAGUGAAAUAAAAGCGGCCGCUGAUCCUGCUACGUCGCAACUUCUGAAAAGGCUAUCCGAGUAUUACAAAGGGAGCAGAAAUCACAAAACGACCUUAACAAGACCUAAAAGGAAUGGCGGCUCCAUCGCAGAAACGCCUACUGCUUUCGCAUUUUUUCAAGAAUUCUACAACGAACUGUUUUAUUCGACAACGCGAGCCAUCACCACUCUCCUACGAAUAAAGGAUCCUGAAGAAUUGCCGCCAAUUUCGUCCAGUGAUAUCGAACAUGCUAUCAAUACGAUGAAGUUAGGGAAAAAACCAGGACCUGACCACAUAACCGUUGAAAUGUUGAUGGCAGCAUAUCAUAUACUGGAAACCAUUAAUAAAACUAUUCAAUGA
Molecule: messenger RNA, 540 nt
Organism: Ostertagia ostertagi
Lineage: Eukaryota; Metazoa; Nematoda; Chromadorea; Rhabditida; Trichostrongylidae
Source: the annotation of a GenBank genome assembly